AUGUCGCCCGCUGAAUCCUCCCAGCAGAACCCCGGCUUUGUAGCCGUUUUUGUGGGGGCCACCAGGGGCAUCGGCUUAGCUACCCUCAAGGCGCUUACGCAGAGGUUGAAAAAGCCGCGGUUCUAUGUCAUCGGUCGCUCGCAGGCCAAGUUCAAGCCUGAGCUGGCUGCCCUACGCGAAUGUAACCCUGAUGCCGAAAUCCGGUUCCUCAAGGGGAAAAUCUCCCUCCUCAGAGACGUGGAUGAUGUAUGUGACCGGAUAUUGCAGAGCGAGUCUCACUUGGACUUGCUCUACAUGAGUCCAGGAUCCUUAGCCUUUGGUGGGCCGCAUUAUACAGAGGAGAAGAUCGACUUGUGCUUCGCAUUGUCUUUUUAUACCCGCAUACGGUUUAUUGGCCGUCUAUUGCCGGCCCUCUUGCAGGCUUCCAAACCCCGAGUCCUCUCUGUGCUUGCGGGCGGCCAUGAAACUCCACUUUGUACCGAGGGCGGAGAUAUAGGAUUGCAGAAGGAGGGGAACUACACGGCUCCGCGGGCCGUGAAUCAGGUGACGACACUGCAUAGCCUUGCCUUUAUGCACUUUGCGUCUCAGUACACAAAGGUUUCGUGGCUACACGUGUACCCAGGCUGGGUAGCCACUGACUUCCUCUCCGAUCUCCUCCAAAGCGCUGGUACUAUUGGUGUUGUGGCGGGGAAGAUAAUUGCCCCUGUAUAUCGGUCUAUUGCUAUGAGUGAGGCGGAGUGUGGGAAAAGGCAAGCUUUGUAUGCCCUGAGUGGUAGAUAUCCUAGUCGAGAUAUGAUUUGUGCUGCCAUGGUGGAUGUGAAUGAUCAGGCGCCGUGUCAUGGUAUGUGCAGUGGGUUUUAUCGUGUGUUGAGUGAUGGGAGGACGGCUACAGGAGAUGAAGUGCUUGGACCGCUGGAGAGGGAGGGGUGGCCGCUCAAAGUAUCUGAGCAUAUUCAGGAAGUGUUUGAUAGAGUCUUGAGCCAGUAUUAA
Messenger RNA from Fusarium sp. VM40, 990 nucleotides. NCBI's taxonomy places the organism in Eukaryota, Fungi, Ascomycota, Sordariomycetes, Hypocreales, Nectriaceae. The record is from the annotation of a GenBank genome assembly.